This is a messenger RNA of Parascedosporium putredinis, 1035 nucleotides long. The record is from the annotation of a GenBank genome assembly. NCBI's taxonomy places the organism in Eukaryota, Fungi, Ascomycota, Sordariomycetes, Microascales, Microascaceae.
AUGCUUGAAGUACUUGAGGGACUGGAAAUGGGCUCUGUUGGUAUAUUUCCACCGUCUUUAAAGGCCGAGAUCGAGUCUGAAACUAGCAAAGGAACCCUUCCUCGGAUACCUGCAUACAUGUUUGAUGAUACCGGCGAAAGAGACCGGCUGGGUCCCUCACCGAUACUUAGUGAUAUCAUGACGGUAGUAGAAGAUGCCGAGCAUUGCGUCCGGACGGGCCAGACAGAGGACGGUUGGAAUGCUCUGGUGCACCACCCACUGCUACGGCUCUCCUUACAUGGCGGUAGGAGACGGGGGCCUUCAUUGCUCGACUCUCGCUUAUGUACGAGCGCCAAAAUUAUCAGUCGGUACAUGCCCGCGACACCACGCAAGUCUCGAAGAGUCGACUUUUGUAUGGUCUGCUGCCCUGACCAAGUCAAGACCGAGGCUGAAGCAGUCGCAGCUAUCACUUCUCUUCGGGAAAAGCUUCCGGGCAGCUCCAUCAACCACACUGACGCAGCCAUACUCUCCGACACUCCCAUCGCCAUUAGUAUAGAAGUAAAGAAGGAUGGAGGCGAUGAGCAACGACAAGCUCUUCAACUUGCCAUAUGGCAGGUUUCCCAGUGGAACAUGUGGUCGCAGCUGAUCGAAGGAAGGUUGCUGAGCGUCGCCGCGACGGACACGCAUGGCAGAAACCUGCAAAGCUCCGAUUCGGGUAAUAGCCAGGCCAUCGGCACCGAUUCUGAUGCUCCAGGUGAGGCAAACCCUGCCUCAGAAACUGCUCAUGAUGAGUGCAACCGCUUGCUUCGACAGCUUCCGUUUCUUCCCGCCAUCUCUGUCCGCGGCCACGCAUGGUAUUUGGCCGCAACAUCGCGCAACGGAGCGGAAACGAUACUAUGGAGUGAUUAUCCUAUUGGCACGACUCGAAGUAUCAUUGGCGUGUACAAAAUCAUCUAUGUGCUUCAAAAAUUAAAGUGCUACAUAGAAGACACCUACUGGCCUUGGUACAAGCGUGUCCUGCUCAAAAUUCAGAAAGAAGCGGUCUUACCCCCAUAG